GGGACACGGGGACAGGGGACCGGAGGACAUGGGGGUAGAGGACAGGUAUUUGGGGACAGGGUUUCUCCUAAAUGGAGACACUGAGCUCUUGCCCACGCCCUCUGGGGCGCCCCCAGAAGCUGUGCUCACCAGCCACCAGCCCUGCUCCAGGGGCAGCAGCUGCAGAGCCAGGUGUGGAAACCCCCCCCCAGGGCUCAGGGAGGGCACAGGUGCCUGGGCUGUGUGCCCACUGCAGACAGGACACGUCCCGGGGUGCCCACUGCAGACAGGACAUGUCCCGGGGUGCCCACUGCAGACAGGAUACAUCCUGGGGUGCCCACUGCAGACAGGACAGACUCCUGGGAUGCCCACUGCAGACAGGACAUGUCCCAGGAUGCCCACUGCCCACUGCAGACAGGACAUGUCCCAGGAUGCCCACUGCAGACAGGACACACUCCCGGGAUGCCCACUGCAGAAAGGACACGUCCCAGGAUGCCCACUGCUCACUGCAGACAGGACACGUCCCAGGAUGCCCACCGCUCACUGCAGACAGGACAUGUCGCGGGAUGCCCACUGCUCACUGUAGACAGGACACGUCCCGGGAUGCCCACUGCUCACUGCAGACAGGACACAUCCCGGGGUGCCCACUGCCCACUGUAGACAGGACACGUCCCGGGAUGCCCACUGCCCACUGUAGACAGGACACGUCCCAGGAUGCCCACUGCAGACAGGACACACUCCCGGGAUGCCCACUGCAGAAAGGACACGUCCCAGGAUGCCCACUGCUCACUGCAGACAGGACACGUCCCAGGAUGCCCACUGCCCUCUGCAGGCAGGACACGUCCCAGGAUGCCCACUGCUCACUGCAGACAGGACACGUCCCAGGAUGCCCACUGCCCCCUGCAGGCAGGACACGUCCCGGGGUGCCCUGUCCUCCUCUGAGGGCUCUGCAGAGUUGCCCCAUCCCUCCCUUACUGCCCCCUCUCCCGGUGGUCACACUCCUGCCCACUUUCUGUGUCUGGUCAUCCAGUCUCCAUGGGGGCUGGGGGGUGUCUUCUCAGCCCAGUGGGGUCUAAGCCCCUCCCAUCACGUGCGCCCCCCAGAAGACACAGCACCUCACCGGGGCUGGAUGUUGGGUGCUCCAGCCCCGGCAGCCUGGCCUGUCCCCGGCCUGCCCCUGUCCCCGCCUCGUCCCUGCCCAGGUGGGGGGAGCCAGACACCUGCCUUUCCAGGUGGGGCUGGGGGUGGGACGGGCAGCUCUGGGGACCAAGGCAGGAAAGCAGCCGUGUCCCUCUGUCUAGAAGCCUCUGCCGUCUUUUUCUCGAUAAUUUGGGGACUUAUUGGCUACUUUAACCGUAAGAACCUUACAGGGGAAGUGCAUAAAAAUAACAA
Erinaceus europaeus (western European hedgehog) is the source of this 1371-nucleotide messenger RNA. RefSeq lists its product as uncharacterized. NCBI's taxonomy places the organism in Eukaryota, Metazoa, Chordata, Mammalia, Eulipotyphla, Erinaceidae. The transcript is spliced from 2 exons. The record is from RefSeq and is a predicted model, not a curated record. Bases 72 to 1055 code for a protein of 327 amino acids.